This is a messenger RNA of Zootoca vivipara (common lizard), 4597 nucleotides long. RefSeq names its product family with sequence similarity 117 member A (gene FAM117A). The record is from RefSeq and is a predicted model, not a curated record. Lineage: Eukaryota; Metazoa; Chordata; Lepidosauria; Squamata; Lacertidae.
GCGUCCCGCGGGCGGCUCAGUCGCGGCGGCGGAGGCGGCGCGAGAGGGUCUGCAGCAGCCGCCGGGCGCUCGGGAAGCUGCUGCCGCCGAGACCACCUCGCCCGUGGAGCUUUGAAGGUGGCGGGGUUGGUACAUGGCAGCAGGUACCUCCUCGUGUUGCCGGGGCGGGCUGCAGCCGCUCAGGGCCACCGUCCCCUUCCAGCUGCAGCACCGUCGAGGCGGAGAUGGGGGCCGGGCAGCUAGUGUCCCAUGUGCUGCGGCUGGUCCGGUUGAGAAGGCCUGCCGGAACAGGCCCCCCCGGGUGAGGCGCACUUCCUCCCUAGACACCGUCCUCGGAUCGUACCUCCUGGGCCAAUGGCCUCGGGAUGCGGAAGGAGCUGCCGUAGCGCAUAUGAGUGACAAAUCCACACAGACUCCUGUGUCCUGGCAUGAAGCAGAGGUGGGGAAAGCCGCUGCCCAUAAGCGUUCUGCCUCGUGGAGUAGCGUGGAUCACCGCAGAGAGAUUGCCAAACUGAAGCAGCAGCUCCAGAGAACGAAACUUGGUGCCCGGAAUAGCAAAGAGAAAGACCAGAACUCCCCCGUCCAGGGGGAUCAUAGUGUCCUAUCGCCAGCCAAGGUUUCCCCGCCUGCACCCUUUCCAGCCCCGAUUGCUGCGCCGAUCAGCCCCUGUUUGCACAACAGCCUCGACGGUCUCAAUCAAGAACUGGAAGAAGUGUUUGUAAAAGAGCAAGGAGAUGAGGAACUCCUCAGGAUCCUGGAUGUCCCCGAUGGCCACAGAGCCCCAGCCCCGCUGCCGAGAAGCACCAGAGAAGCCUUACUGCUGCGGGUGGAGCACAGCAGUAGCAGCUGCAGCAGCCUCUCUCUCUCUCCGUCCCCUUCAGCUGCCUUUGGGCGGUCCCCGCACACGCCUGCUCAAGCAGCGACAGAGGAACUUUCCCCCGGUGUGCUGGAAAAGCCGCCAGUGGAGGCUAAGGGAAAAGAAAACGGCAGCACUUCUCCAGUCCUUGCCUUUGCCCUGUCUCCUCGUCCCAACCACACCUAUGUGUUCAAGCGGGAACCUCCGGAGGGCUGUGAGAAAAUCCGGGCUUUUGAGGAAGCUGCGCCUCCAGGCCCUGAUCAGACUUUCCUGCCCUCCUGUCCCGACAAGAACAAAGUUCACUUCAACCCAACUGGCUCUGCCUUUUGUCGAUUCAGCCUGGUGAAGCCUUUUAUUCCCAGUGUGGACUUCCUGUUCAGAGACUUCUCUUCCUCUCCCAGCCCCAUGCCACCGGGCACGUUCUGCCAGCCCACUCACACGGUCCCAAUCCUCAGUUUGCGGAAAGACUCGAGGGGAGACGACUUCAGCGAGAACCCAAAAUCGCCUCCGCUGAGCUUGGAGACUUGGAAGCGGCACCAGGCUGAAGACACCGUCCUCUUCCACAGCUCCCUGGUUGUCUGAAGCUCAGGGAGAGGGGCAGACCCAAAAUGAAUUUGUGGUCCCUCCAUGGCCUGUGGAGAAGAGUGCCUUGGAAUGGAGAGAACAGAGCACUUCUAGGACACAAGUCCUCCAGCAACUGCCUUAAAAAAACGCAGACUGCUACUGGACUUUUCUCCAGCCGCAGUAGUUUUCCCCCUUUUGACUCCUGGUACUUAAAAGCACUUCAUUUCCCUACAAGUUCAUGUCACUGUCCUAUUGCGAUGUCCAAAGAGCACCUCAUCCUCUCUGAUGGAAUAUACACACUAUAAGCUACCGGGUUUUUCCUCCUCUUGUUUGCUUGCUGGGUGAGGCAAGAGCUCAUGUAUGUUUUGUUUUGUUUUUAAUUAUCCUAAGGAUGUGUCUCAGGCUUUCCGCCGACUAGGGAGGAUGAAAGGGUUUACAUGUAUCCAGAGGAACUGGUGUACGCUGCUCUAGCAGAUGGCUGCUGGGCAAGAGUUGUGCUGGGCAAUCUGUUUCCAGGGAAUGAGACAUCCAGAGAUUAUUUUGCAUCCUGCCCUGCACUCUAUGGGACUAGCAUUACUGGAACACAGCUAAAUGCUUGAAAGAAGCAUUUUCUCUUCCAAUCAUGCUGUAACAGUUAGAAGUUGAACUGACAGAAAUUCAGCUUGUGUGCCUUUAUUGAGGUCUUACUCCCUUCCCUUAUGGAGUAAGAAUAAGGGAAUGUUCUCUCUCUCCCCCCCCCCCCCCUUCACACACUCCCCAGACAUCUUUUCCAGUGGACCUCUUGAGGAGAUUUCUUGCAACAGUUCUGGCAAAGGAAACUGAUGCUGAAGCCAGAACAAUGUCUAAAGUUCCCUGGUGGAAUGCAGCUCUUAGCAUAUCAAAUCCACUUCCUUCCUUUUUUUAAUUGUAAUGAUUUGGCCAGUCCAGUUAGGUCUGACACUACUACAAUUCUGGCUGAUGAGUCGGGGAUCUGCUCAGCUUUAACCCUACUUUUUAAUGCACAGAGCACUCCAAAGACCCCAUGGUUCACUUAAACUUACCAUACAUUUUAGGCCACCCACAUCCCCACCCCCCACAGCACAACUGUGAAAGGCCUUAAACCUGGUGAUGCCUUGAUUGCAAAGUAUUAGAAAUGAAAGCGACUCGUCUUGUUGCUAAGCCUCUGGAUUGCAUUGAAAAGUUUUUCUUGAACCUGAGAUGGAAACUAUAUUUUCUAUUUGAAAACAGUAUUUUUGCAGCUACUUUUGAAGUUUUGUAAAUUUUAAUGUAUCACAAAAGCUUAAGGAAGAAUGUUCGCCUUGGAGGAUCACUGCCUUGUCUUUUGAGAGGCUUUUGCAGAUUUUGGUGUUUAAACCAAUUUAAAAAAUAAAAUUGUUGGGUAUCUAAAGUAUCUGUACUGUGCCUUGUCUGAGAAGUAGAGAUUGGUCAGUGGGAUUGGAUGGAGUGUUGGACACACUUGCAGCUCUAUAAAAAGAGUAAGAAAUCUACAGAUGGAUAACAUAUUCUUGGGUUGGUAUGUGCUUGUUAUCCCAUCAGUUAAACCUAUUAACUAAUCUCUAGUGAAAGAAAAUAAAAAAAUCCUUCCAGUAGAACCUUAGAGACCACAUGCAUGCACACGAAAGCUCAAACCAAUGACAAACUUAGUUGGCCUCUAAGGUGCUACUGGGAGGGAUGCAGGUGGUGCUGUGGGUUGGUUAAACCACCGAGUCUAGGGCUUGUCGAUCAGAAGUUCAGUGGUUCGAAUCCCCACAACGGGAUGAGCUCCUGGCGGCUUAGUCAUGCUGGCCACAUGACCCAGAAGCUGUAUGCUGUCCCUUUACCUUUAAGGUGCUACUGGAAGGAUUUUUUUUUAUUUUGGUUCGACUACGGCAGACCAACACUGCUACCUACCUGUAACCAGAUCUAGUGAAAGAGUUUGGCUUAAACUGGGAAUAAUAUACUUUAGGAGGCUGUGGAUUUCAGUGAAUUACAGGCUUUAAGUAUACACCACCUUUCCUGAUGAUGUCAAGACCAUCCUAAUGAGCUCAGAGACUGGUAACAAUGCAUGUUAAACAUAGAGGAGCAGAAGAGCCAAAACAUUUUUUUCCCAGGAGGCUGUGGACUUUGGCUGAUGGGAGGUUUGUGACUGCCACAUCAUUUUUCCCAUGUCACAUCAAGGCCAUCCCAAUGAGUUCAGAGACGAGUAACAGUAGUAGAUGGCAACAAUGGCUGCAUAGCAUGCUGAACUUGGAGAAGCAGAGGAGAGACAUUUGGGAGCCAGGUAACUUCUAUAAAGACGUGUUCAACUGAGACAGCAUAUAAGCUUCAAAGGGAGUCACCACGACCACUGAAGUUUUUGUUCAGGAUUUUUAUGAUCAAGGGGCAUAUCAGUUUUCUUAAGCAAAACAGGCCACUUUGGGUCGUAAAAGGCAGGGUUUAAUCAGGGUAACUUCCCUAAAAGGGAUUUAAUUUGCUAGGUUUAUUGAGCCAUUAAACAUUAGAAAAUCAGAAGCAGCGGUUAGGAAGGCGCAUGGUCAGCUCCCAGCUCAACCAAAAGCCCAGGAGGACGGGGGUAAUUUUAGGUUAAGAUGAAGGCUAGCCAGUAUGAAAAACCAGCUUGUGUGUCUUGUGCAUAAAAUUGAAGGCGCCAUACCAGAGGGGACUGGAAGUGGCAUCCCGCCAGGACUCUGCACUUAGUAUCUGUGCAGGCGCUGCUUCGUUUAUUCCUCCUCAAUCAUAAUUAUGUGGGGGUGGGAGAAAGAAGGAAGGCGGUAAAUAAGUGCAAUGAGUAAUUUACUGCAGCAGCAAACGCGUGUCCUUUAGGGAGCCCUGACACGUGUAUCCCGCAUCCUCGCGUUACCGUGCCGCCUAGCCGCUGCCCCCCGCGGCUCCGCCCUCUCCCAGAACCAGCAAUAAGGCUCCGACACGAGGCGAAAGACCUUCCCCGCGAGCUCCGCCUCCCGAACCAUCGCGACGAGCCACAUUUGACGACGUCUAAUCCUGCCGCCCGCUUCCUUCUAGGCCCCGCCGAGGUGCUGUCCUCAGCGGCGCCUGAAGAGGCGCGUAACAAGCACGGAGAAAACAACGUGGGCGCUCCGGAACAGCGGCAGAGAAGACCCCUCCAAGCGAACCCGCGCGCGGCUCGGCCGACCUUCGUUCAAACGGCGUCCUCCUCGUCGUCGUCAGGCGCCGCGGAGG